AUGGUAAUUUUGGCUCUCCCAUCUUCACUGGAAAAUUUUGAAGGGCGAGUGAAUCAUACUGCAGUUGCUGGGCAGUCUGAAACUAUAGUAUUCGUUUCGCCGUUAGGAAGCGAGCGUUAUAAAGCUAAUAUUACUGCUUGUUUAAAGGGGAUUGCUGAAAACCUAGAAGCUGUACCUUCGCCUUCACAAAAAACUCUGGGCUUUAAUUUCUUACAUAGUUACUUUGUAGUCUCUGCAGGUGAAGCUUAUAUUGCGAAAGUAGGGGGACUUCUUGAGCGGGCUCAUAUCAUUCGUAGACCAACACCAACAAGAUUUCAGAUUUAUUUGCUUGAUCAGGGUUUCCAGGAUGAAGUUGAGUACACCGACCUGUUCGAAUAUCCGGAAGAACUGCUAAGUGUUGGAGCAUUUACAUGUAUUUGCCCCGUAUUGGUAUCUUCAGAUGAGUUACCAAAAGUGGAUAAUAAUAUAAUCGAUCGUAAAUGUAUUUGUAUUGUAGAAGGAGUAGCAAAAUCUGUCGUGGUUUUCGGCUUUGUAAAAGGAAAACUCUCAGUAGAAAACGUUAAUGGGUUGGCAGAUUCUAAGAAAGAUGCGCUUGAUUCGAGGUCGUUUGAGUCUUUUGACAGUUCAACGUUUGAUGGGAGAAGCCUUUCAAGUACUUCAGAUUCUUUCAGUGAAAGUGAACUGAUAUAUUCUUUUAAUGUCGUGGCAUACUCUCGUGGAGAUUUAGUCAGGGAUCUGAUUUUAAUGAUAGGGUGUACAAAAAAAACGAUGAAGUGUUUAGGAGCCGUGCCGGUUCGGCAAAUUGGUGCGUUUUUCAAGCAAUCUGCAUUCAAAGGUUUUAGUCCUGAAGGGCUUCCCACAGUAAUUAAUGUGCGAUUUGAUAAAAUGGAUCGUCUCUACUCUACAUUUUGGGUCGUUAACGCAAAAACAUUUUCCACAGUGGAACAGGUUUUGAAAGGAAGCGCAAAGAGGUUAUCUCGUUGCCCGAAUUUAACGGUUACUGGAGAAGGUUUAGCAGAAAGUGUUCCUUGCGUCGUUCGAACUAGAACGGAUUCUCCUUUCAAAGAAUUUUACAGGGCUGUACCAAUUCGCUUUGACAGCUCAAGUAAGAGGUUUUCAAUUUUUUUGGUAGACUUUGGUUGGUUUAAAUGGGUUGUGGCCAACGAUGUGUACGAUAUAUCUAUUUUAGAUGAGGUUGAUCCUGUCCGAAACCUCCCGGUUGCCCUUAUCCACUGUAGAGAAGUUGAAGAAGGAUCUUUACAUGCUAAAGAUUUGACGAAAGGAAGGGAGUGUAGGAUGGUUAUUAAGGAGCGAGAUUCGAAAAAUAUAUGUUCUGUCUCUUUGUACGAUGUUUCAGAAAAGCCGGUUUUAGCCGGAAAUUCUUUCAGCUUGCAUAAUGAUGAAAUUGUAGCAAGGGACGAAGAAGAAAAGCUGCCUUCAAAUGUAGCGGACUUAACAGAUAUUUCUUCGUGUAGAAAACUGAUCAACGACGUAUGCGUGCAACAGCUAAAGGUUUCUCUUAUGAUGGAAACGCUCUCUACAUGUCCAACAAAUUAUAAUCAGUCUUGGGCAGGGCCCGGGUUGUACCCCUCUACUCCGGUGCUGCCUACGUUUAUGCCUGUUGUGCCAAUGCCUCUUAUAAUGCCACUCCAAAGUAGUGUUACUGGGAAAAAAGGAGUUAUGCAUUCUGGAGGUAAUGCAGAAAGCGGCGACCUCUCUACUUUCUGUGAGGAUAAGAAUCAAACGUCUUGGAGUUACAGACAGAACGAAUCAAAAAAGUCGUGGGAGUUUAACGAAGGCUGCUCGUAUAAUACGGCUUCUUUAAAACGGCAUAAACCCGGAUUUAGUCCAGGUCAAAAAAAUAAUCACAGUAUUUACAACCAUGAUAGGAACCAAGGCAGAUAUGUCCCAAAUAGUUCUGUUCGUCAAGAAAGAGAAGGGACAGAUGUACGAGUUCCUUAUGACGGUAACGGCUUGACAGUAAUCGAGUUUCUUUCGAAAUUAAUUCACGCGGAUGGCGAAAAAGGAUCAAGAUGGGACAGAAUAUCUAAAAGGGGCCCGGUUCAACAUCAAAACGACAGAAAAGGUAUCGGAAUCAAAUAA
Messenger RNA from Enterobius vermicularis (human pinworm), 2103 nucleotides. The record is from the annotation of a GenBank genome assembly. Lineage: Eukaryota; Metazoa; Nematoda; Chromadorea; Rhabditida; Oxyuridae.